UCUUUCUAAAUUAGGGCUUUAUUUUUCAAAAUCGCUCGAUUCUCUGGCAAAAGCUCCAUGGCUCUGGCGCUGGAGGCUACGGGCCUCGAGCGGCUGCCGGCGGCUGUGGAGGAGGAAGGAGAAGUAGAAGCGGGAGUAGAAGAAGCGAUCGAGCGGGAAGCGGCUUGGUGCUGCCAAUGGCCAGUGUUUAGGUUUGAUCAGGCCCCUCGCCGGCUCUACCACUUCUGCCGUCAGUUCCAGGACGGCUCAAACCCUGGUGCUAACUUCCUGAAAGGGGUCAAGUGGUCUCCCGACGGUUCCUGCUUCCUCACCGGCUCCGACGACAACUCCCUGCGUCUGUUCUACCAACCGGAGGAUGCUUUUAUUGCUGAUAACGUGGAGCCUUCUGCUGCUGGGAUUGACGGGCAAGGUAUGGAUGUCGAUUCGUACGGUUCAAGUCUCAUUGUGAGGGAAGCGGAGAGUGUCUACGAUUUCUGUUGGUUCCCUUACAUGUCUGCAUCAGAUCCUGCGAGCUGUGUAUUUGCCAGUACCACUCGCGACCACCCAAUUCAUCUGUGGGACGCUAGUUCCGGACAGCUUCGUUGCACUUAUCGAGCGUAUGAUGCCAUGGAUGAGAUAACAGCUGCCCUUUCAAUUUCUUUCAAUACUUCAGGAUCAAAGCUUUUUGCUGGAUAUAAUAAAUCCUUAAGAGUGUUUGAUGUGCAUCGCCCUGGUCGUGAUUUUCAGCAAUAUUCUCUGCAUAAAGGAAAUAAUGGCCCAUCAGGCAUUGUAUCUUCUAUUGCCUUUUCUCCUACUCACAAUGGGAUGAUUGCUAUUGGCUCUUACAGCCAGACCACCGCUAUCUACUCUGAGGAUAAUAUGGAAUUACUAUAUGUACUACAUGGUCAACUAGGGGGUGUUACACAGGUAUUAUUCUCAAAAGAUGGAUACUAUCUCUAUACAGGAGGGAGGAAGGAUCCAUACAUAUUGUGCUGGGAUAUUCGCAAUACAGUUGGGAUUGUAUACCAACUAUAUAGAUCAUCUGAGCACACCAACCAACGAAUAUCAUUUGAUAUCGAACCUUGUGGAAGGCACCUCGGUACAGGAGGAGAGGAUGGUCUAGUUCACAUAUAUGAUCUUCAAACUGGCGAGUGGACGGCGAGCUUUCAAGCUGCAUCUGACACGGUCAAUGGUUUCUCUUUUCAUCCAUCUCAAUCACUUGCUGCAUCAUCUUCUGGUAAUCGAAGAUUUGAUUUGCUGGACAAUAUUGAAGAGAAUUCAAGCUUUAAAGGCAAUGAGAAUUGUGCAUCCGUUUGGUCCUUCUAUGCUGCAGAGUCGGACCACGAUGUAGCAGUACCUGGUGCGGAUGAAGCAUUGAACCUUGGAGUUUAAUGCAAGGUUGGAAAUUGGAAGAAGUUCAUCAAAAAGUCAAACUAUCCGAAUUGACUCAAUUUUGUGUCCAGGUUAGUCUGGCAUUAUACCCUCUCGUAUUAUACUUGAUACUCAUUCUGUUAGCCGUUCGGUUGACAGCAAUUUUCCUGCUCCAAUUUCUGGUAGCUUAAGAAUGUUUUACGAGAAGAACCAGGAUGACAUGUUAUUAUGAGGAACUGACUGUGUCUCAUGAUAUUGGCAAAGUUGUUAAUUUAUAGGUAUCAUCGUACUGUCAAAUAUUUUGAGGAAGUCUCAAUUCAUGCAUCUUACUCUUGAA
Zingiber officinale is the source of this 1687-nucleotide messenger RNA. RefSeq names its product telomerase Cajal body protein 1-like. Bases 58 to 1371 code for a protein of 437 amino acids. Gene Ontology annotation, molecular function: protein binding. The record is from RefSeq and is a predicted model, not a curated record. NCBI's taxonomy places the organism in Eukaryota, Viridiplantae, Streptophyta, Magnoliopsida, Zingiberales, Zingiberaceae. The transcript has 13 exons.